UGUUCUGUGGACUGCCGCCCUGUCCACUGCCCCUCACCCUGCUGCUUUGCCUGGAUCUCAACUUGCUUUAGCUACUUCUGGAUUAACACACAUUUUCUCUUAUUUUCAGCGAUUGUGGAUUUUUAAUUUGUGAGCGGGUAAAGUAAAGGACAGUCAUUAUAAGUUGGCGGAGUGGCCGUCAGGAUGUCAGCAUCAUUACAAGUGACGCAGAAGCUGCAGCAUCAGCAUCAACAUCAACAUGAGGAGAAGCAGCAGCAGCAUCUCUAUGAGAGCAGCUAUUACCUGAGCAGCAAGUCGUCUGUUAGCAAGCAGUCAUUCUCAACUUUCAAGACCACCAGCCAUCGCAAGAAGAUCUCUGUGAAGACAGAGAAGGGGCAGGAGGUGGUUAAACUGAGCCCACUACCCAAGAGAGCCAAACGCACCUACCUGGCAAUGGACAAGGACAAAGAAGUUAUCGGCUAUGUUAUUCCGGUGUUUAGAGCCAAUCAUGAUGUAGUUCGGGGCUUAAUGGAGGCCCAGGAGGAGGAGGUCACAGAGGAGGGCAUCAACUAUGUGGCCAUGAGGAACCUGUUUGUCAGGGAGGCCAGGGAGGCCAUGGAGGUGAAAGUGGAGAAGAAAACCAGGUCAAAGCAUGUCAGGGAAUCUGCUGAACGCCUGGAAAUGAGCAGGACGAUGGAGGAAUGGUCGGAGUUCCGUAAGAAAAUGAACCCAGACAGCCUGACACACCGCCCAGAGUUCAUUGUCAAGCCCCGUGGACAGACUGUUUGGGAGGGCAAGGAUGUCAAGUUGCACUGCACCGUGGCUGGAUGGCCCAAACCCAGGAUUGCCUGGUAUAAAAACAACGUCCUCAUCGAUGCCAAAGCCCACUCCGAGAAGUACACAGCUGAGAGCAAUUACAACAUGCACUCUCUGGAGAUCAAGAACUGUGAUUUCUUCGACACUGCUAAGUAUCAUAUCUCUGCCCUCAAUGUGAAAGGGGAAGCUUCUGCUGUGGCCUCUGUGGUUGUGAAAAGGUUCCAAGAGGGUGUUGAACCAGGCCCACUCGAUCCUAAACCACAUGGUUUUAGCCCUGAGCAUGGUGUUACCUUUGAAACCACCAUUAUUGACAAAUUUGAAGUGGCUUUUGGCUCUGAAGGGGAGACGUUGAGCCUCGGCUGCACUGUCAUCAUUUAUCCCACUGUGAAAAAAUACCAGCCUGAAGUUGUGUGGUACAGAAACUCUGUCCCAUUAAAGCCCUCUAAGUGGGUGCACACUCACUGGUCUGGGGAACGUGCCGUACUCACUCUUGUCCACCUUAACAAAGAAGAUGAGGGCAUGUACACCCUGCGCGUCAACACCAAAUCUGGCUAUGAUACCUAUGCUGCCUACGUGUUUGUCAGAGAUGCCGAUGUAGAGGUUGAGGGGGUUCCCGUAGCCCCCCUGGAUGUGCGCUGUCAUGAUGCCAACAAGGACUAUGUUGUGGUAACCUGGAAGCAGCCAGCGGUGGAAGGCAGCAGCUCCAUCCUGGGGUACUACAUCGACAGGUGUGAGGUGGGCACCCAUCACUGGGCUCGGUGUAAUGAAGUCCCAGUCAAGUACGCUCGCUUCCCUGUCACAGGACUGGUGGAGGGGCGGUCUUACGUGUUUAGGGUGCGUGCCGUAAACAAGGCCGGAGUCAGCCAUCCAUCCCGCGUCUCUGAGGCCGUGGUAGCCAUGGAUCCCUCUGACAGAGCACGCCUCAGAGCUGGACCCUCAGCUCCUUGGACUGGAAUGAUCAAGUUCACAGAGGAGGAUCCGACAGUCGGUGUAGUCCCAGGAGAACCAACUGAUGUUGUGGUUACUGAGGCAACUAAAAGUUAUGUGGUACUUGCCUGGAAGCCUCCAGCCCAGAGGGGUCAUGAAGGAGUCAUGUAUUACAUUGAGAAGCGUAUUUCUGGCACUGACACCUGGCAGAGGGUGAACACUGGUAUGCCAGUCAAAUCUCCUCGCUUUGCCCUGUUUGACCUGGCGGAGGGUAAAUCUUACAGCUUCCGUGUACGCUGCUGCAACUCUGCCGGCGUGGGUGAAGCCUCUGAAUCCACAGGAGAAGUCAUAGUUGGAGAUAAACUGGACCUACCAUCAGCUCCAGGCAACCCGGUUGCCACCAGGAACACUGACACAUCUGUGGUGGUUUCCUGGGGGGCCUCCAAGGAUGUGCAACACUUGGUGGGCUACUAUAUUGAAUGCAGUGUGGUGGGCACAGAUGUCUGGAUGCCUUGCAACAAUAAGCCUGUUAGGCAGACCAGGUUUGUGUGUCAUGGCCUGAUUACUGGUUCAAACUACCUGUUUAAAGUGAAGGCAGUAAAUGCUGCUGGAUACAGCCAGAGCUCCCCCAAUUCUGACGCUGUAGUUGUACAGGCUGCCAUCUCCGUACCUGGUAAGCCCACCGGUGUGACCCUGCAGGAGGCCUUCAAGGACUACAUGGUCCUGGGCUGGAACGCGCCUGCUAACAACGGAGGAGCUGACAUCAGGGGCUAUUUUGUGGACUACAGAACUGUAAAGGGAGGCGUUGCUGGAAAAUGGCAUGAAAUGAACCACCAGGCACUGACUACAACUACCUAUAAAGCGGAGAACCUGAAGGAGAGGCUCUUUUAUCAGUUUCAAGUCCGAGCAGUGAACAUGGCUGGUGUGAGUAAACCCUCUCUGCCCAGUGCACCUCUGGAGUGCAAAGAAUGGACCAUUACUGUCCCAGGUGUUCCUGUUGGUCUUCAUGUACUGGAGGUCCGUGACACCUCUGUGGUGGUCCUGUGGGAGCCACCGGUGUUUGAUGGUCGCUCGCCUGUCAAUGGCUACUACUUGGACGUCAAGGAGGCCUCUGCUGGUGAGGAAUGCUGGAAAGGUGUUCAUGAAAAGGUCAACAAGAUGAAAUACAUGAAGGUGACUGGACUGAAAGGUGGCGCAUCCUAUGUGUUCCACGUGCGUGCUCAAAAUCUUGCUGGAGUUGGAAAGCCCUCUGCAGUCUUAGGUCCAAUCCUGGCCCAGACUCGCCCUGGCACCAAAGAGAUUUACGUGGAUGUUGAUGAUGACGGUGUGAUUUCCAUGGUCUUUGAGUGCUCUGAGAUGAUGGAGGGCUCUGAGUUUGUUUGGUCCAAGAACUACAAAGAGAUCACAGACACCUCUCGUCUGACUAUUAUCAGUGAACGGGGAAAAUCCAGAGCUAUCUUCAACAGUCCCUCUCUGGAGGAUCUGGGUACCUUCUCCUGUGUAGUCACCAACACUGACGGCAUUUCCUCCAGCUACACGCUCACUGAGGAGGGUCUCAAGCGUCUUCUGGACAUCAGCCAUGAUCACAAGUUCCCUGUUAUUCCCUUUAAGAAUGAAAUGGCUAUGGAGCUGCUCGAGAAGGGUCGCGUGCGAUUCUGGACUCAGGUGGAGAAAUGCACUUCUGACUGCCAAGUGGAGUAUGUCUUCAACGAUGUUAUCAUUUCUCAGGGAAAGAAAUACAUAAUGAACUUCGACAAGUCCAGCGGUAUUAUUGAAAUGUUCAUGGACUCUUUGGAAGUCACAGAUGAGGGGACGUUCACCUUUAACCUGGUGGAUGGCAAAGCUAAGGGUACAACCAGUCUGGUGCUAAUUGGAGAUGAAUUCAGGGAGCUUCAAAAGAAGUCAGAAUUUGCGAGGGCAGAAUGGGUCAGGAAACAAGGUCCUCACUUUGUCGAGUACCUUGACUUCAGUGUUACCCCUGAAUGUGAUGUACUGCUGAAAUGCAAGAUUGGAAAUGUCAGACCAGAGACUGAGAUCACUUGGUCUAAGGACUGCAUUGAGAUUGCAGAGGAUGAUGAGGAUGCUAAGAAAAUCGAGAGGCAGGACGGCGAGCUGACCUUUAAUAUUGGAAAGUGGGUUAUUAAGCAAGAGAAACAGAAAGAAAAAAAGAGAAAACCACCUGCAGAGGACGUUCCCCCGCCACCAAGACCUAAAAUCUCCAAGCACGACGCGGGUGUUUACGAGGUCUUCCUGAGGGAUGAGAGAGGCAAAGAUAAGAGCACCUUCAGUCUGACAGAUGCAGGAUACCAAGCUGUAAUGAAUGAGCUGUUCAGGGUUAUUGCUAACUCUUCCAGCGAAAUCAAAGUUCUCAGUACCGAGCAUGGCAUCGUCCUCUACUCCACGGUCACAUAUUACCAUGAGGACCUGCGUGUUGGUUGGCUCCACAAAGACGGCAAAAUUGCUGCUUCAGAGAGAGUUAAGUCCGGAGUCACAGGAGACCAGCUUUGGCUUAAGAUCAAUGAGCCUACUGAGAAGGACAAGGGCAAAUACAGCAUGGACAUCUUUGAUGGCAAGGACGGUGUAAAGAGAGCCUUUGAUCUGACUGGCCAGGCAUGGGAAGAGGCAUUUGAAGAAUUCCAAAGGCUCAAAGCUGCAGCAAUCGCUGAGAGAAACCGUGCUCGUGUUGUUGGAGGCUUGCCAGAUGUGGUUGCAAUCCAAGAGGGCAAGUCCCUGAACCUAACUGGCAACGUUUGGGGCGAGCCUGUACCUGAGGUGUCCUGGACGAAGAACGAAAAGGUGCUGGUAUCUGACGACCACUACAAACUCAAGUUUGAGCAUAACAAGUUCGCCAGUAUCACAAUCGCCGCCGUCUCCACGGCUGACUCUGGCAAAUACGCCCUUGUGGUGAAGAACAAGUAUGGCACAGAGGCCGGCGAAUUCACUGUCAGCGUGUACAACCCAGAGGAAGAGGAGAGCAAGGAGGAGAAGAAAGACUAAAGGAUGACACAGCGUAAUGACACAAGGAAGAUUAACAACAGGGCAGUCUCCAAAGUAUUUUACCCCGGCAUGUGCCGGUGCAACACAGCAAAUAAAUAAAUCAUGAAUUCAAAAAAAA
Messenger RNA from Haplochromis burtoni (Burton's mouthbrooder), 4837 nucleotides. RefSeq names its product myomesin 1a (skelemin) (gene myom1a). Gene Ontology annotation, molecular function: protein binding. NCBI's taxonomy places the organism in Eukaryota, Metazoa, Chordata, Actinopteri, Cichliformes, Cichlidae. The record is from RefSeq and is a predicted model, not a curated record. The transcript has 38 exons. The coding region runs from base 184 to 4719 and encodes 1511 amino acids.